CCGGCGUCCGAGUGGCAGCUGCGGGGCGCUCUCGGCGGCUGUGCGGACGUUCCCUGAGGACGGCGUGCGGUUCGGGGGAAUGAAGGAUGGCAGCGCGCCGUGCAUUAAAAGCCGUUUUGGUGGAUCUCAAUGGCACACUUCACAUUGAAGAUGCAGCUGUGCCAGGCGCCCAGGAAGCUCUUAAAAGGUUACGUGCUGCUUCUGUGAUGGUUAGGUUUGUGACUAAUACAACCAAAGAGAGCAAGCAGGACCUGUUGGAAAGGUUGAGAAGAUUGGAGUUCGAUAUCUCUGAAGAUGAAAUAUUCACGUCUCUGACCGCAGCCAGAAGUUUGGUGGAGCAGAAACAAGUCAGGCCCAUGCUGCUAGUGGAUGAUCGGGCACUGCCUGAUUUCAAAGGAAUACAAACGAAUGAUCCUAAUGCUGUUGUCAUAGGAUUGGCUCCCGAGCAAUUUCAUUAUCAGAUCCUGAAUCAAGCAUUCCGGUUACUCCUGGAUGGGGCACCUCUGAUCGCCAUUCACAAAGCCAGGUAUUACAAGAGGAAGGACGGCCUAGCCCUAGGUCCUGGGCCAUUUGUGACUGCUUUGGAGUAUGCCACAGACACCCAAGCCACAGUUGUAGGAAAGCCAGAGAAGACAUUCUUUUUGGAAGCACUGCGGGACACCGGCUGCGAGCCUGAAGAGGCCGUCAUGAUAGGAGACGAUUGUCGGGAUGAUGUUGGCGGGGCUCAAGGUGCUGGCAUGCUGGGCAUCUUGGUGAAAACAGGGAAAUACCGAGCAGCAGAUGAAGAAAAAAUUAGCCCUCCUCCUUACUUAACUUGUGAGAGCUUCCCUCAUGCCGUGGAGCACAUCCUGCAGCACCUGCUCUAAACCCCGGGGACUGGGAACCACACUCCAUACAACCUUCCUCUCCUCACCCAUCAAGGCCAGCACCACUCAGUGCUGGGCGAGCUCCACCCUCUCCUAUUGUGGAGUCUUUGUAAAGAAAGGUAUUGCAUUGCAGCCAGCCACGAAGCUAAUCUCUUUUGUUUUAUUUUGUAAAAGAAGAGGAGACACCAAGAAAGGGAAAGCUGAGAUUUUGUGCCAUCCUUUUCAAAUAUUCAUUACGCUUGGAUGGCUGAGAGUGGAGAGCCUCUGUGAGGAAAGGGGUUUGCUGAUGGAGUGGGAGGGGGCUUGGGCUGUGAGCAGUGUUGACUGGUGGCUUCUCAGUGAUAAAGGAGUGUGCUGAAAGGCACAUUUUUCUGUCCUUUGGAGAUUGAGUUCCACUGUGAAAUCUAUCAGCAGUGCCAAGUGAGGACAGGACUGGAGCAGAACACAUUGUCCUGAGCCCAAGUGGUCCAGUGAGUUUGUUUUAACAGAUGUUGAAAACUAUAUUUUCUCUGCAUUCCCAGCAGAUGACUUCUUUUUCUCUUCAUUAGCCAGAGAUGACUAAUUUAAAUUUAGAACCUGAUUUUAAUUUAAAAUAAUAUUUCCAUUAAUAACCUAUUCAUUGCAGAUACCUAUUAUCGUGUGUAACAGUUGUUUUGGAAAUUUUAUGUAAAAUUAAAACUAUCAGUAUUUUACAGAUGUUUUAAUUAGACAUUGUUAUUAACAGGAACAGUGCAGAAACUAAAAUCAAGCCUUUAAUGUCUUAUAGACCAUGCAUUUUUGAAGUUAGUGUACACUAGGGUCCUAUUAACUGUACAUUUGCAAGAUUUCAUUAUUUUUGCCUCUGACACUAGGGGAGAAAUCUUUUAGAAGCUAUUGGGACAGAUUCGAGCUUUUAUGUACUUGGAUACUACAGCUGUAAAAUGAAAUCUCGUCUUGUAGUGUAGAUUAUUCUUCUCAUGUUAAACCCAGCAAAAUGAAGAGGCCUAAGUAAGUAAUGAUUUUCCUGGUGCAUUUGCAUACCGUGAUAAUCCUGGGCCUUGGCAGUUGUUUUACGGGGCUCUUGGGCAUUGAAUUAUUAGAAUGUAAUUGUACAUCAUUGUAGUGUUCACCUUAUUGAAGCUCAUACGGAUGUUAAUGAGCUUUGGGUUCUGAUGCUUGUUUAGAAACCAGCUUGGACUUGAAUAGAAAGGAGCAAAGCUAAAUAAAUGGUAGUUGAGUGAGCA
Messenger RNA from Ochotona curzoniae (black-lipped pika), 2089 nucleotides. It is a transcript of the gene HDHD2, whose product is annotated as haloacid dehalogenase like hydrolase domain containing 2. Bases 87 to 866 code for a protein of 259 amino acids. NCBI's taxonomy places the organism in Eukaryota, Metazoa, Chordata, Mammalia, Lagomorpha, Ochotonidae. The transcript is spliced from 7 exons. Gene Ontology annotation, molecular function: phosphatase activity. Gene Ontology annotation, biological process: dephosphorylation. The record is from RefSeq and is a predicted model, not a curated record.